Messenger RNA from Symbiodinium sp. CCMP2592, 1782 nucleotides. The record is from the annotation of a GenBank genome assembly. NCBI's taxonomy places the organism in Eukaryota, Dinophyceae, Suessiales, Symbiodiniaceae.
AUGGUGACGGUGGUCAACUCGAAAGCAGACGUCCUCAAGGCUUCCCAGGCCCUGGCCGUCAACCUCAAUGCAGCGAAAGGGCUGCAAGAGGUGAUGAAGUCCAACCUGGGACCUCGAGGGACUCUGAAGAUGUUGGUGGGCGGCGCUGGACAGAUCAAGAUCACCAAGGAUGGGUCAGUUCUGCUCGGCGAGAUGCAAAUUCAGCAUCCGACGGCCUCCAUGAUCGCCAGAGCUGCGAGUGCUCAGGACGAGUUCACCGGUGAUGGAACAACAUCUAGUGUGAUGUUCAUCGGCGAGCUGAUGAAAUUGGCUGAACAGAGCCUAGCUGAAGGACUCCACCCGAGGCUCAUCGCAGAGGGCUUCGAGCUGGCCCGUGAGGAGACAGUGAAGUUUCUGGACUCCUUCAAGGUCCACAUGGAUGACCCUCUCAGCGAUCGAGAGAAGCUCGUCUGUGUAGCGAGAACCUCCCUGAGGACCAAGAUCGUCCCGGCCCUCGCAGAUCCCAUGGCGGAGGUUGUGGUCGAUUCUGUGCGCAUGAUCAAGAAGCAGGGAUCCCCGCUCGAUCUCAACAUGGUGGAGAUUCUUCACAUGAAGAACAAGCUCAUAACGGAGACCCGGCUCAUCAAGGGCCUCGUUUUGGACCACGGCGCCCGACAUCCGGACAUGCCGAAGAAGCUGGAGAACUGCUACAUUUUGACGUGUAACGUCUCCCUGGAGUACGAGAAGAGCGAGGUGAACGCCGGCUUCUUCUACAGCAGCUCAGAGCAGCGUGAGAAGUUGGUCGAUUCCGAGCGGAAGUUCACAGACGAGAAGGUGAAGAAAAUCAUCGAGCUGAAGCGGAAAGUCUGCACCGAGGAGAACGGCAGGACUUUCGUCGUCAUCAACCAGAAGGGAAUUGAUCCGCCUUCCCUCGAGAUGCUGGCUCGGGAGGAGAGGGAGAGGGCACUUGAUGGUUCGCAGCCAUUUGGAUCCCAGUGUCCUAGCCUCUUACGGCCUCCUGUCCCUUCGGACUCCUGCUCCAGCAAUGACCCGCACCUCGCCCAAGCGAUCCGUGGCCGCGCUGGCAAUCCUGGCGGCCGCCCUUUGGAGCCUUGCUCCUGGCCAGACAAGCUGGGGGGGGUGGUGGAGAUUCCCCUGGAGGAGGAGGAGGCAGAGGAGGAGGCCAAGCCGGAGAUGCCCGAGAAGAGGGUGCCCUACUCCAUGCACAUCGUCACCCAGCUCCCGCAGCACAAGCACCUCCACGAGGAGAGCAAUGCGAGGAAGUUCAUCGAGGAGAAGCUGGUGGGUGCCUUCGAAAACUUCGAGGACCUGAUCCGGCAUGUGGAGGUCCAUUUGCAGGUGUCCCCACACUUCCACCGCGAGAAGCGCCCGGACAAGGUGCCCAAGACCACGAUGACGGUGGACGAAGAGGGCGAUGAAGUUCCCAUGGAGGUCCAGCAGGAAGCCGGGCACAAGAUGCUGACCCCCUUCAUCGUGAAGGCCACUCUGACCUUGGCCAACCACCACAAGGUGGCCUUGACGAACCCGGAGAAGCACGCUCAGCCCAGCUUGACUGAGGCUGUCGAUCACAUGACCGACGUCCUGCGGCACUCCUUGAGGGAGGAGAAGAACCGGAUGAUCUCUUCCAAGAGGAAGGCCCAGAAGAAUGCCCUGGCCGACGACAUGGACGGCAUGCUUGACGAUGACUACAACUUGGCCGUUUCCAACGAUAUGGCCGAAAGCAGCCCUGAGGAGAACGCCAGGAUGGAGGCACUGUACGAGCGCAUCGAGGCGGCGUCCUAG